CAACAGUCUUCAAAUUCAAUGAGCACAGUGCAAAACCUAACCCCUCCCAACCUCCCCAACAACAGCCGGCGAAGAAAGCCACCUUUUAUUACUUAGAAAUAUAAGCAAACCAAACAGUACAGUUUUAGAGAAAGAGAGAGCUUCACCUAACCCUUCUUCUUUCUUUUUCAUCAUUUCCUUUCUCUCUAUUUGCACCUUCCUUCGUUUUCACCGCCUCUGCUUUCGGUGUCUUCAAACAGAACGCCUAUUCCUCGCAUAUUCAAUAAAUUCCUAUUUUUCUCUUACCCAUUUCGAAAAAAAUAGAUUUUUUAGCCACCCGUUUGCGUAAAAUCAAAUCUUUUCAACAUAAAUAUUGUCUAUUAUGUUGAAACUAUGAAAAACUUCAUCCGGGUAUUUUCUGAAUUCUAAUUAAAAGCUUUUUUCAGAAGUGGUUUUCUCUUUUUUUAUUAAAUCUUUUUGCUAUGGGUAAGAGAGGAGGAAUUCAACUGUUUGAUGAUAGAAGAGACGGGUUCUUUUCAAUCUGUGAUUUGGCAUCUCAAUGGAAUCUCAAAGACGACAACUUUCAUACUCAGUAUCAACUGGGUGGCUUAUUUGCAAGCGUGGGCCAAAUGGGAAUGAAUUUUGGCGUUUCUCCAAACUCUCCAAAUUCUCCUGACAAUAACAAUGGCGGCAUCAAAUCUCCAUUGACUGAUUUGUAUGUAAAGUACGUUGCUUCAAAGGAUGGUGCUUGCAUUGUAGAGGUGCCAGAAGGUGAAACGACUAUGAAGAAGAAGAAGGGUGGGCUUAAAUUGAAAAUCAAGAUUGCAAAUCCUUCAUUGAGGCGGUUGUUUAGUGGAGCAAUAGCCGGGGCUGUGUCAAGGACUGCUGUGGCUCCAUUGGAGACCAUAAGGACGCAUUUGAUGGUGGGGAGCAGUGGACAUACUACUGGUGAGGUGUUUCAAAAUAUAAUGAAGACUGAUGGGUGGAAGGGCUUGUUUAGGGGUAAUUUGGUUAAUGUCAUUCGUGUUGCGCCUAGCAAGGCUAUUGAGCUCUUUGCUUUCGAUACGGUCAACAAGAAAUUGUCAGCCAAGUCUGGGGAACAGUCAAAAAUCCCCAUUCCUGCAUCAUUAAUUGCUGGGGCUUGUGCUGGAGUUAGCUCAACUUUGUGCACAUAUCCUCUUGAGUUGGUCAAGACUCGAUUAACUAUACAGAGAGAUGCUUAUAAUGGUAUAGUUGAUGCUUUCGUAAAAAUAAUGCAAGAAGAAGGCCCUGCAGAACUCUAUAGAGGUCUCGCCCCCAGUCUUAUUGGAGUAAUUCCAUAUGCUGCCACCAAUUACUUUGCUUAUGAUACAUUACGGAAAGCUUAUAGGAAAGUAUUCAAGCAAGAAAAAAUUGGCAAUAUUGAGACCCUUUUAAUUGGAUCAUUAGCAGGUGCUAUAUCAAGUAGUGCAACAUUCCCACUUGAGGUGGCUCGCAAGCACAUGCAGGUUGGAGCUGUCAGUGGACAGGUAUACAGGAACGUUCUUCAUGCACUUGCUAGCAUUCUCGAGAAAGAAGGGAUCCCUGGUUUGUAUAAAGGGUUGGGACCCAGCUGCAUGAAGUUGGUGCCUGCUGCUGGGAUUUCGUUUAUGUGCUAUGAAGCCUGCAAAAGAAUACUGGUAGAGAAAGACGAGGAGGCAUGAAUCUCUUUGAAAAGGCUCGGAUACCUGUUAAAAUAUGCUGGGUUUAAUAAUUUUGCUGUGUCUUUGAUACUAAAUAGUUUUUGUUUGAGGACUCGUUCACAGAAGCAAUUUUCGGGCUAGGAUAUUUUUUUUUU
Molecule: messenger RNA, 1795 nt
Organism: Pistacia vera
Lineage: Eukaryota; Viridiplantae; Streptophyta; Magnoliopsida; Sapindales; Anacardiaceae
Product: adenine nucleotide transporter BT1, chloroplastic/mitochondrial
Exons: 3
Coding region: 462-1661 (399 amino acids)
Biological process (GO): transmembrane transport
Source: RefSeq, a predicted model, not a curated record